Messenger RNA from Manihot esculenta (cassava), 885 nucleotides. Its product is annotated as transcription factor bHLH162. The coding region runs from base 146 to 697 and encodes 183 amino acids. Gene Ontology annotation, cellular component: RNA polymerase II transcription regulator complex. The transcript is spliced from 3 exons. Gene Ontology annotation, biological process: regulation of transcription by RNA polymerase II. NCBI's taxonomy places the organism in Eukaryota, Viridiplantae, Streptophyta, Magnoliopsida, Malpighiales, Euphorbiaceae. Gene Ontology annotation, molecular function: DNA-binding transcription factor activity, RNA polymerase II-specific; protein dimerization activity; RNA polymerase II transcription regulatory region sequence-specific DNA binding. The record is from RefSeq and is a predicted model, not a curated record.
CAGCAUCCAAUUUUAUAUUUUCCUUUUUUUUUUUCUUGCCUUUGCUUUUUUCUCACUAUGAUAAAAGCCUCAGAAUAAAUCAAUGACUUAGCAACAUCUGUUACAAGUUAGAAGACACAUUGUUUCCUUUUUAGGCUAUUCUUUGAUGGAGAACAACUCUAUCAGUUCUUCAAGAACUGAUAAGAAAACAAUAGAAAGAAAUAGAAGAAAUCAAAUGAAAGCUCUCUGCUCCAAGCUCAAUUCUCUCCUGCCCCAUCAAAGCUCCAGGAAGCCGAUGUCGCUGUCUGAUCAGCUAGAUCAGGCUGCAAAGUAUAUAAAAAAGCUGCAGAUAAAUCUGGAGAAAAUGAGGGAAAGGAAAGAAAGCUUAAUGGGAAGAGAAGAACGGCCGCCGAACUCAUCAAGCGGGAGUAAUGGAGCAACAAUGCGCUUAAGAUAUCCACAAAUUAAGGUUCAUGAAAUUGGUUCAGCUUUAGAGGUUGUUUUGAUAACUGGGUUGGAAACCCAGUUCAUGUUCAAUGAGAUUAUUCGAAUUCUUCAUGAAGAAGGAGCUGAGAUUGUUAAUGCUAGCUUUUCUGUUCUAGAUGAUGUCGUUUUCCACACAAUACACUCCAAGGUUGGAGAUUCUUCCCAUAGUUAUGGAGCUGCAAGGAUUUCUGAGAGGUUAAAGAAGUUUGUCCCAGAUGCUAAUCCAUUUUGAAGUUUGCAGACUUAGCUGUGAAAGUACCAUGAGAAUUAACUAGUACGAUUUCAUUUACAUGUUCUAACUCUCUCCUUAGGAGAAAGUUCUAUAAAAGUAAACUUCUUGUCCCCAACCAUAGUGUUCAAGAACCAGGAAGCUAUUGAUGUGUAUAUUAUUAUUUUAUUUUAGUUUGCAUCCCAUUUUUA